Molecule: messenger RNA, 2466 nt
Organism: Closterium sp. Naga37s-1
Lineage: Eukaryota; Viridiplantae; Streptophyta; Zygnematophyceae; Desmidiales; Closteriaceae
Source: the annotation of a GenBank genome assembly
AUGGCGGCCGGCAAGGCCGCGGCUGCCGUGGCGCAUUCGCGCGCUUCGGCGCUGGAGGAUGCGACAAACGUGAAGGCUUGGACCGGCCUGGCGCGCAGUUGCGUGGAACAGAUGGCGUUGGCGUCGGAGAGCGUGGAGGAGGCAGCGCGGAUGAUGGCGAGCGGCGGCGAGGACGUGAAUCUGCCGCGCAUCCACCUCUCCAGCGCCGUCACACUCGCGCUCGACUGCGCCCAGGGCUUCGACCGCUUCGCGCCGGGCAGCUCCCGCGACCCGCGCGUCAACGCCCUGCAGAAAGCAGCGAUGGACGCGCGGGCGCUGGCGAUGGAGGCGCUGGGGCGAGCAGCGGACAUGGCGGCCAUGAUUGCAACAGCCGAUAACUCUGCUGCUGCCGCCUCCGUGCCCUCUCGCCGCCGCCUUCUGCAAGCCGCCGGCGCGACCAGCGGUGGUGCAGACUCCACCGUCAUGGGUGCAGGCAUGGGCACUGCCACCACGGUGGCCAACAAACACAACUCCAGCCCCAACACCGGCACUCCCAGCACUGGCAAAGGCGCCGGCCACAAACACAACUCCACUCGGCCCACUCGCCACGGCCCGCAACAAGCUGUCAGUGCUGGCAGGUACGGGCAAUGUUAUCCGGGUGGCCAACUCCGACAACCCCAUCCCCGAAACCAGCCCUUCUGGCAAUUCUGGCGUCAUUCCCGGCACCGGCACCAGCACCGCCGCCUGUGGCAAGCCGUCACUGCGGGUAGGGCUCCUCAUGCGGGCCCCACUGCCACCGGUGCAGGCACAGCCAUUGCCAUCACGGUGGCCAACCCCCACAACUCCAUCUCCGACACCACUCCUGGCACCGGCAUGGCCACCACCACUGAACCGCCUUGCCGGCUACUGCCGGAUCCUUCCCCUCCACCUUCGCCCCCCCCUCCUUCCCCUCCUCCCUCUUCUCCUCCCCCUCCCUCACCUCCUCCAUCUCCCCCUCCACCUUCCCCCCCUCCUCCCUCCCCUCCUCCACCUCCCUCCCCUCCUUCUCCACCUCCCUCCCCUCCUCCGCCUCCCUCCCCUCCUCCUCCACCUCCCUCCCCUCCUCCACCUCCCUCCCCUCCUCCACCUCCCUCCCCUCCUCCUCCACCUCCCUCCCCUCCUCCUCCUCCUCCUCCUCCUCCUCCUCCUCCUCCUCCUCCUCCUCCUCCUCCUCCUCCUCCUCCUCCUCCCUCCCCUCCUCCUCCACCUCCCUCCCCUCCCCCUUCCCCGCCCCCAUAUCCGCCCCCAUCUCCGCCCCGAUCUCCGCCCCCUUCCCCACGGCCCCCUCCGCGCAUCACCCCCACGGUCACCGUGGCACAGGAUGGUUCCGGGAACUUCCUCACCGUGCAGGUGCGUGUGAAAGAGAAUGUGUGCAUGCUUACAGGAGAGGGAAAUUCGGCCUCACAUCACUUGAGCGCUGGCGUCGCCCUCACAGCUCUGUGUGUGCCUUGCCUUGUGUGCACUCUGUGUGUCUCCUGGGGCGAGCAGGAAGCGAUCAGGGCAUACCCGGUGGGGUUCACGGGGCGCUAUGUGGUGUUGAUCCAGCCGGGCGUGUACCACGAGAAGGUGGCCAUCAACUCCACGUGCAAGAACGUCACGCUGCUGGGGCUGGCUGCUGCAUCCACCGUCAUCUCCUGGAACGACAACGCCACUGCCGGCACCGGCACCUUCCAGUCCGCCACUGUUGGUAAGCAACCACCCAUGCUCCCUCGCUCCUCUCCUCCCUGCCGCCGCCACCUGGUCUGCACGUUUCUGUUUGCGCUUCUUCUACCUCUAUUUCCAUCUUCUAAGGUGCUUCCCGCUGCUGUGCUCUCUUCGCCCCACUUUCGCGUGGCUGUGGCCGGGACUGGAUUUGUAGCCAUCGGCAUUCGCUUUGAGAACACGGCAGGGAGGGCUGGGAACCAAGCGGUGGCGUUCAGGCAGUCGGGCGACAACGCAGCCUUUUACGAGUGCGAGUUUUUCGGGUCGCAGGACACCCUGUAUGCGCACGUUGGGCGCCAGUACUACCGCAACUGCUACGUGAAAGGGUCGGUGGAUUUUGUCUUUGGCAACGGUGCGGCUGUCUUGGACAACUGCACGUUCCACAUCCUCCCAUACGCGGGUGUGGCACUCACGGCGUCUGGUCGCACCAACUACACGGAGAACACGGGCAUUCCUCAACUCCGUCAUCCAGGGCAACCUUGUCAACAAGGCAUACCUCGGACGUCCCUGGAAGCCCUACGCGAGAGUGGCUGUCAUCAGCACAAAAAUCGGAAAUGUGGUACAGUGUACACCACUUCCACGUUCAUCGAGCGAGGCAACAGUGGACCGGGGUCUGUGGGGCCGCGCAUAGCGUGGGCACUGCCGGGCAUCGUGACUGACCCUGCGCAGGUCGCCAUGUAUUAUCCCAACAGCUUCCUAGCACCCUUCUCCUCCAUCGCCAAACUCAUUCCUUUCCCCUGGCUCUGA